CGGCGGCUUCGGGUGGGUCGGGUGCUCGGCUCCGUGCCGCCUCGCCACUGCCGCCACUGCGGCCACCACAAUGACGGAGGCCAGGACGAGGACGGACUCGACUCCGUGCCCCGCGUACAGUGUGGAGGAUUCCAGGAUGCUCCCGCCUAGGCUGUUGUUGGUGGUGCUGGCGCUGCUCCCCGCCGUGGCCCCGGAGUACCAGUGCGUGUACCACCAGCGCCUGGAGCCGCGGCGCACCUACACCAUCGCCAGCCCCGGCUACCCCGCGCGCUACCAGGCCGGCGAGAGCUGCCUGUGGGUCGCCUCGGUGGUGGACGAGCAGUCCCGCGUCGUGCUGGACUGCGACACCUUCGACCUGCCGCCGCCGAAGAACGGCGAGUGCGGCGACGCGCUGUGGGUGUCGCUGACGGGCAAGCCGGUGACGCGCGACGGCGAGCCCCACUGCGGCUCGGGCCGCUUCACCAUGGUGUCCACGGGGCCGCGCCUCAACGUGAAGCUCGUGUCGCUGGGGGCGGAUUCGAGGGGCGGCAUCUUCCGGUGUAGCGUCGCCGCCACCGACCCCAACACGGACACGCUGCCGCCCCCGCCGGCUACCGCCCCCCUGCCGCCCGCCAGGCCACCGCAGAGGCCGCCGCCGCCCCUCGGCAACUGCACCUGCGCCGUCCGGCAGCCCGAGGCCAGCAGGAUCGUCGGCGGCGUGGAGACCGCCCCCCACGAGUACCCGUUCGUCGGCUACCUGGAGGACGCCGAAGUGGGCCGCCUCCUCUGCGGCGCCGCCCUGUUGUCGCCCCGGUUCGCGCUCACGGCGGCCCACUGCGCGGAGCUGGCCGUGGACAAGCCCGCCGUCAGCCUGGUGGUCGGGGACCACGACCGGUCGCAACCGGACUGGCGCAGCCGACGCCAGGUGCUACGAGUCCGGGACUUCGUCGUGCACCCGGAGUACUCCGGCACGUGGGCCGGGGCGGACCUCGCCGUGGUGCGCCUGGCGGACGAGGCCGUGCUGGGCCCCGCCGUGCAGCCCGCCUGCCUGCCCUUCCUGCUCAAGAAGGCCAACCUGGCCGGGCAGCAGGUGGUGGUGCUGGGCUGGGGCGGCCAGCGCCUGGACGGGCCCAGCUCCAUCCGCCUCAUGGCGGCCGGCCUGCAGGUCGUCAAGAACUCGGCGUGCGCGCAGGCGUACGGCAGGGACGUCGCCGACAACCACCUCUGCGCCUUCCGCCGCACCGCGUCGCCGUGCUCGGGCGACAACGGCGGCCCGCUGGUGUGGGUGUCGCCGGAGACCGGCGCCCUGCAGCUCGUCGGCGUCGUCAGCUACGGCGAGGGCUGUCCGGGCGACAAGCCCGUCAUCAGCACCAGGGUGACGCACUAUCUGCGCUGGAUCCAGCAGGUCACACGAGAGUCGUACUGCUACGUGCCGUGAGUGGAGCGGUGUACUCGGUGUACUAGACGAGUCCCUUGACAACAUGCCAGCCCGGUGGUGCGGCGCGUUGGCGCGUUGGCGCGGCGGGGCGUUGCGUCCAGGAAACGCUGCGUCCCAGAACCUCCGCGAACCUCCCCGUCCAGCCAGUGACCUCUCGCCUGAUCUCCUGUCCGCCUCAGUAUUCUUAGCCGUCAACAAGUCGUUGUGAAAUACAGAUGAUUAAAUAAAUUAUUUUCCCAGAAA
This is a messenger RNA of Thrips palmi, 1660 nucleotides long. RefSeq names its product venom serine protease-like. Gene Ontology annotation, molecular function: serine-type endopeptidase activity. The coding region runs from base 71 to 1417 and encodes 448 amino acids. The transcript is spliced from 7 exons. NCBI's taxonomy places the organism in Eukaryota, Metazoa, Arthropoda, Insecta, Thysanoptera, Thripidae. The record is from RefSeq and is a predicted model, not a curated record. Gene Ontology annotation, biological process: proteolysis.